Messenger RNA from Labeo rohita (rohu), 3516 nucleotides. RefSeq names its product interferon-induced very large GTPase 1-like. Gene Ontology annotation, molecular function: GTP binding. The transcript has a single exon. NCBI's taxonomy places the organism in Eukaryota, Metazoa, Chordata, Actinopteri, Cypriniformes, Cyprinidae. The record is from RefSeq and is a predicted model, not a curated record. The coding region runs from base 1 to 2895 and encodes 964 amino acids.
AUGGUGGUCACAGUUUUAGGAGUUCAGAGCACAGGGAAGUCCACCUUGCUGAACACCAUGUUUGGAGUUCAGUUUGCAGUCAGCAGUGGAAGAUGCACCAGAGGAGCUUUUAUGCAGCUGAUCAAAGUCAAUGAGGACAUUAAGAAAGAACUUGGCUGUGACUAUUUAGUGAUAAUUGACACUGAAGGCCUAAAAUCCCCAGAGCUGGCAAAACUAGAUGAUAGCUAUGAACAUGACAAUGAAUUAGCCACACUUGUUGUUGGAUUGAGUGACAUCACAAUCAUCAACAUCGCAAUGGAGAAUUCCACAGAGAUGAAGGACGUUUUGCAGAUUGUAGUCCAUGCUUUCAUCAGAAUGAAGGAAAUAGGUAAAAAACCUAAGUGUCAAUUUGUCCACCAAAAUGUUGCUGAUGUGUCAGCCCAUGACAAGAACAUGAGAGACCGAAAGCUUCUGCUCGAGCAGCUGAAUGAGAUGACAGAGGCGGCUGCUAAAAUGGAGAACAAGGAAGAGUAUAAAAUGUUCACUGAUGUGAUGGAGUAUGAUCCAGAAACUUGCAAUUGGUAUAUUCCUGGACUCUGGCAUGGAAAUCCUCCAAUGGCACCAGUGAAUGCUGGCUAUUCCGAGGCUGUCUAUGACCUUAAAAAGAAAAUGAUUGAUGUAAUUGGUAAAUGCAAACUCAGAACAUCUGGAAAUAACAUAACAGAAUUUUUGGAGUGGACAAAAAGCUUGUGGAAUGCAGUCAAAUAUGAAAAUUUCAUAUUUAGUUUCAGGAAUAGCUUGGUGGCUGAUGCAUACAUGAGACUGUGCACAGAAUUUCAUAAAUGGGAAUGGUCUUUCAAGAAGAAUAUGCAUUCUUGGUUAACAGUAGCUGAAACCAGAGUGUCAAAUUUUGAGAUAAUCAAACUGAAAACAGACAAGUCAGAUCUAAAAGAUCUUUUAUGCAAGCUGAAACAGGAAGCUGUCACAAAGCUUGACACCUUGGAAAAGACCACAAUGGAAAACCUUUCCAAAUACUUUGAACAAACAGAGGGUCAUGUCUACCUUGUGGAAAAAUACAAAGAAGACUUUGUGAGCAGUGUAAAAUGUCUCAGGAGGGAAACUGAGAGCUCACUGCUGACACAGCUUGAGGCAACAGUGGACAUUAGGAGAGGAAUGAAAAUUCUGGUUAACAUCAAGAAAAAUUUCACUGAUACAAUGGAGAAAAAAGUGCUGGGCCUACUGGAGGAUUUACGCAAAAACAACAGCUCAAAGAAUGAUGCACAUAUGACUGACAUGCAGCUUGACACAUGUUUUGGACAAAUAUGGCAAGAAACCAUAAAUGAGCUAUCAUUUACUGGACUGAAGCAAAGAAAUGUAUUCGAUUAUGUUUUCAGGCAACUUCGAGAAAACAUGAAACAGAAAGGAGGUUCUGUUACAGAGCAAUUAAUGACAGUGAAACUGAAAGAUCAUGGAACAGGAGUGUUCAAAAUCACUAAAGAAGUCUUUUACAAAAGGUGGAUUAAACAGAUGUUCAAUGACAACUCUGCAGUGGAGCUACAAAAUUUAGCAGAUAAUAUCAUUCACACAUGCACUCAGUUUGUUCUGGAGAAGACUGCAAUGCAUUCAGAUUAUCAUGACACCUACAUUCAAGAGGUCCUACACAUCAUUGAUGACAGAUAUAUGUCCAACAAGAAUAUCCGGUUUUCAGAUGAAUUUGAACUGUCCCUGAAACUGCACAUUUGUGGGUUUUCUGCGAGAGCAUUUCAAGACAUGCAUGAACGUUUCAUUAAGGACAAUGACCCACGUAGAUGCCUUGACCAGUAUAAAGACAAAUAUCGCAAUGAUUUCAAGGACCUGUUCCAUGAUCGCGAUCAGUGUCAAAGAAAGGCUGAAGAAUUCACUAAACUGUGCUUGAUGCCUGCGGUUGAGACAUUCAUCUACAGCUCCUUGGGUCCAGACAUUGUUGACAAAAUGCUUCAGGGAAAAAAUGCAUUUCAAUUCAGCACACGUGCAUUUUUCCAGUACUCACUCUUAAAGCAACUUGUGAAUGAAAAUAACUUUGAACAGUAUGUGAAAUACAUUAGCUACUAUGAAGGUUUCGUUAAGGGCUGGAUAUUAGAUCAAAUAUAUAAACAGUUUUCAAAUAACCAUGAAGUGUCUGAGUUGGAGGAACGUCACCUUCGAGGAAUUACCAAGCAGAUAGUAGAAGCUGUCAAAAUGGCACAGAAUGAAACAAACAAAGAUGGCAUCAAAGGAUUCAUACAGUGCAUAUGCAGGAAGCUUGGACAAAAGCUUAUAAUUCCCAAAGAUGCUCUAGAAACAGUGAUGGUUUUAAACAAUGCUUCUGAAGAGCCAUUUGCAUGCUGGCUAACCAAAUCUGUAGAGGAGAUGGAACAGACACUGAAGCAACAAUUUAAGCAAGUCAACAUACAGUGCAAACUCAGAAAGCUCAAAAUGAAACCCCAGGAUGAGCUCUUCAAGCGUGUGUUUGGAUGUGGCAAACAGUGUCCAUUCUGCAAAACUCCAUGUGAGGCUGGUGGAGAAGCCCACACUGAACACUGUGCUUCAGUUCACAGACCUCAGGGACUGGGUCGAUAUAGUGAUGAAUACUCAAAAAAAUUAGUGACUAAUAUCUGCUCAACAGAUGUCCACAGUGAAGUACAUUUCAGGUGUUAUGAGACUAACAGUGAGUUUCAUCCUUACAAAAGAUACAGGGAAAUCUUUCCAGACUGGCACAUCCCUGCUGAUGUUAGCAUACAGGCUUCAGAUUACUGGAAAUAUGUGAUGGUAAAGUUCAACAAUCAGUUUGCUGAAAAAUAUAAUGCAGUCCCUGCUGAUAUACCCUCAACCUGGAGAUCCAUCACAAAGCAGCAAGCAGAGAACAGCCUAAACGAGUCUUUCAGCAUCAAAAUAUAAAUACUUUCACAACAGUGAUUUGGCAAAAUAAACAAAAUAUACAUUGGUAACAUGACCAUUAAACACAUAUUACCAAUGCCUGCUUAUCUUAGUGGUCAGAAAACUCUAUUGCUUGCAUAUGAUUUUAACUGACUUCCAGUAACCAACUGCUUGAGGAAUAAAUAUUAGGGUUAGAUAUUUAAAAGACAGUUUGAAAGAAAAGGUGAAAGAAGAAAAAGAAAAAAAGAAAAAAAUAGGUGAAAGAAAAAUACAUAUCGAAUAUAAAAAUGCAAAUCAAAGGUUUGAAAUAAAUCAACAUAGAGUGGUGAAAUAUGUUAGUGGUAUUUUAACUGUUAAUUCCUAUUACUUACAUCUUACAUGUUUUACAUAUUGUUAUUUGAUGAAAACCUCUUUAAAAUGUAUAUUUUCUGGUUUGUGGACAAUAUAAUUAACUUCUAAUCAUUUAUUUGUUUAUAAUGAUAUACAGAUAUACUGUGGAAAAUAUAUACUGCAUUAAAUAUUUUGUGUUUAUUGGAGGCAAAAUUCUGAAUCACAAUUAUAAAAUGAUUGUUCUAAGUAUUGAUGCUGAUGUAUUGUCAUUUAUGAUUACUUAAUGUAACAAAUCUGUGCUAGUGUGGAAUA